This is a messenger RNA of Thrips palmi, 963 nucleotides long. RefSeq names its product partner of bursicon (gene Pburs). The record is from RefSeq and is a predicted model, not a curated record. Gene Ontology annotation, cellular component: extracellular region; bursicon neuropeptide hormone complex. The coding region runs from base 144 to 581 and encodes 145 amino acids. Gene Ontology annotation, biological process: G protein-coupled receptor signaling pathway. Lineage: Eukaryota; Metazoa; Arthropoda; Insecta; Thysanoptera; Thripidae. The transcript is spliced from 4 exons. Gene Ontology annotation, molecular function: G protein-coupled receptor binding; neuropeptide hormone activity.
CGGCGCCACUCCACUCCGAGUCACUCCGUGGCCGUGGCCGCAGCGACGCAGAGGACGCGCUCCAGCCCAAGCUGCCGAGCCGAGUCGAGCCGAGGCCGAGGGCAGCCGAGUCAAGCGGAGCCGAGGCCGGGCCGAGGCAAGCCAUGAGGCAAGCCAUGAGGCUGGUGCGCUGUGGGCUGGUCCUGGCGGUCGGCGUGUACCUGCUGGGCCUCGGACCGCCCCGGGCCAGGGCCGAGAACGAGGAGGCCUGCGAGACGCUGCCCUCCGAGAUACACAUCGUCAAAGAGGAGUUCGACGAGCUGGGGCGCCUGUCCAGGACGUGCAACGGGGACAUCGCCGUUAACAAGUGCGAGGGCGCGUGCACCUCCCAGGUGCAGCCCAGCGUCAUCACCCCCACCGGCUUCCUCAAGGAGUGCUACUGCUGCCGGGAGAGCUUCCUCCGCGAGCGCGUGGUCGCCCUGACACACUGCUACGACCCGGACGGCGCGCGACUCACGGCGGAGGGCCGCAGUUCCAUGGAGGUGAAGCUGCGCGAGCCGGCCGACUGCCGCUGCUUCAAGUGCGGCGACUACUCGCGCUGACCAGACGAGACGAGGCUGCCGACCCACCCCACAACAGCUUGACUCGAGUUCAUCCCCCUUUCUGACCAAAUCGACCAAGUAGAUGAAUUGUUAACCAAUACCAGGAGAGUGCAAAUUUUUAAAUUCGAUAUGAUUUUAAUUCUUUUAAAACUGAUGCUUGGUGAUGUACGUAGCUCUCCCCUUGUAUACCUGCAAAAGAUAAAUGUACUCGAUUUUUGUUAUCAGCAAACAAAAAUUGCUUCAUUGUGGACCUGUUAAAAACUUUUUUUCUGACUGUGUGUUAAAAUGUUUGAUACCCCAAAACUACCUCACCUCACGUGUCCUCCAAAGAAAUUGUACAUAGUGUCUAAUUUUGUGAAGUCACAAAUAAAAUGAAACACAA